CCAACCUCUCUUUUACUAUCUGCUCUUCAAAUAUCCUUUAGAAUGGUGUGGGCGUGGCAAAACUGGCUCUCGCCGCGACCACAGCAUCGCACAAAAAACAACGCCCAUCCUUCAUUCCCUCAUCUCGGCAAUGCUGCGCUGUACGAGCCACUCUCAAACCCCGGCGGCCUAUGGUACGUCAGGGAGACGCAUUACAUAGAAAACACGCUCGUUCGUGCCGGACUAUCCGGGCCCCCGCUGCACAUACAUCGCUUGCAAGACGAAUACUUCAAGGUCGAGCAGGGCGUGUUAGGUGUAGUCAAGAACGGUGUGGAAUACGCCGUCACCAAGGACGAUGGGAACUUCUACAUACCCGCCGGCACGCGCCACCGGUUCUGGGCUCACAAGUCAGGCACAGAAAAUCUUGUCUUCACUGUCUGGCUGGACCCCUGCAAGGACGUUGACUUUCUGCUUGACGUAAACUUCCUCCGCAAUCUUUCAGGUUAUGUCGACGAUUGUCUCAAGGCCGGCAUCAAACCAUCCGUUUUCCAAAUCAUCCUGUUCACCGAAAAUGCUACAUCUCUCCUAUGCCCACCGUUCUUGAACUGGAUGCCGACAUGGUUGCUGGUUUGGGCACACUGCGGGCUCGCCUGGAUCUCAGAGACUGUAUUAGGGUAUAAGAGAUCCUACCCUGAAUACACACGAGAAUUCUAAAGCAACUAUCUAUAUUGCAUUGAAGUCGUCCCUAAGUAAAGUAGAGUGCAUUAGGGUUAUCUCUUUUGAGUAGCAAUAGUUUAGAUGUCUAAGAAGAAAAAAGAUUUUUUUGGAAGGAUAUUUCGUUAGAAGUAAUCAUAAGAUAAGAAAAAGUAAAUCAUAGCUAUUGAUUAUUUAGUUUC
Molecule: messenger RNA, 875 nt
Organism: Colletotrichum destructivum
Lineage: Eukaryota; Fungi; Ascomycota; Sordariomycetes; Glomerellales; Glomerellaceae
Product: Putative rmlC-like cupin domain superfamily, rmlC-like jelly roll protein
Exons: 4
Coding region: 43-693 (216 amino acids)
Source: RefSeq, a predicted model, not a curated record